Sardina pilchardus (European sardine) is the source of this 3123-nucleotide messenger RNA. Its product is annotated as deleted in malignant brain tumors 1 protein-like. Lineage: Eukaryota; Metazoa; Chordata; Actinopteri; Clupeiformes; Clupeidae. The transcript is spliced from 15 exons. The coding region runs from base 1 to 3123 and encodes 1040 amino acids. Gene Ontology annotation, cellular component: membrane. The record is from RefSeq and is a predicted model, not a curated record.
AUGCAAAGUUCUACUUACUUCCACACAGAACACAGAGUUCCCAGGCUAGUGAACGGUUUCCGCCAGUGUUCUGGGAGAGUGGAGGUGGAACAUGGGAUCACCUGGGACACAGUGUGCAACGCCACAUUUGACUGGCAGGAUGCAGAGGUUGUGUGUCGAGAACUGGACUGUGGGGCUCCUGUAGAGGUGCUGGGAGCAGCUGCAUUUGGAGAGGGAGAGGGCCAGGUGUGGUCAGAGGAGAUCCAGUGUGGAGGGAACGAGACUCAGAUUCACCUCUGCCCAACUUCUCCUAUGAACCACAGCUGCUCACACAAGCAUGAUGUUGGAUUAGUUUGUGAAGAACACAGAGUUCCCAGGCUAGUGAACGGUUUCCACCAGUGUUCUGGGAGAGUGGAGGUGGAACAUGGGAUCACCUGGGACACAGUGUGCAACGACACAUUUGACUGGCAGGAUGCAGAGGUUGUGUGUCGAGAACUGGACUGUGGGGCUCCUGUAGAGGUGCUGGGAGCAGCUGCAUUUGGAGAGGGAGAGGGCCAGGUGUGGUCAGAGGAGAUCCAGUGUGGAGGGAACGAGACUCAGAUUCACCUCUGCCCAACUUCUCCUAUGAACCACAGCUGCUCACACAAGCAUGAUGUUGGAUUAGUUUGUGAAGAACACAGAGUUCCCAGGCUAGUGAACGGUUUCCACCAGUGUUCUGGGAGAGUGGAGGUGGAACAUGGGAUCACCUGGGACACAGUGUGCAACGCCACAUUUGACUGGCAGGAUGCAGAGGUUGUGUGUCGAGAACUGGACUGUGGGGCUCCUGUAGAGGUGCUGGGAGCAGCUGCAUUUGGAGAGGGAGAGGGCCAGGUGUGGUCAGAGGAGAUCCAGUGUGGAGGGAACGAGACUCAGAUUCACCUCUGCCCAACUUCUCCUAUGAACCACAGCUGCUCACACAAGCAUGAUGUUGGAUUAGUUUGUGAAGGUAAUCAAAGGCUGAGAUUGAGGUUGAUGGAUGGGCCCAGUCGCUGUUCUGGUAGACUGGAGGUUUAUCAUGAAGGAGAGUGGGGCACAGUGUGUGAUGCUUAUUGGGACCACUUUGAUACAGCAGUUGUGUGUAAAGAGUUGGGCUGUGGUGAUGCUGUAGAUUUCUUGUCAGAUGCCCACUUUGGAAGGGGAGCAGGGAGAAUCUUGAUGGCUGAGGUUGGCUGUGUGGGAUGGGAAACCAGACUAAAGAACUGCUUUCAUAAGGGAUUGGAUGAGCACACAUGCCAGCCUAAAGACAAUGUUGGAGUCACCUGCUCAGAACACAGAGUUCCCAGGCUAGUGAACGGUUUCCACCAGUGUUCUGGGAGAGUGGAGGUGGAACAUGGGAUCACCUGGGGAACAGUGUGCAACGCCACAUUUGACUGGCAGGAUGCAGAGGUUGUGUGUCGUGAACUGGACUGUGGGGCUCCUGUCGAGGUGCUGGGAGCAGCUGCAUUUGGAGAGGGAGAGGGCCAGGUGUGGUCAGAGGAGAUCCAGUGUGGAGGCAACGAGACUCAGAUUCAACUCUGCCCAACUUCCCCUAUGAACCACAGAUGCUCCCAUGCUAAGGAUGUAGGACUUCUGUGUUCUGGAUAUACUGAUGCCAGACUGGCCAAUGGCAGUGACUCCUGCUCAGGCCGAGUAGAGCUCAAGUACCUUAGAGAGUGGGGCACAGUGUGUGAUGCAUCCUGGGAUAUGAGGGCCUCCAGCGUGCUCUGCCACCAGCUGAAGUGUGGGAGUGCUGUGGCUGUUGUAGGGGCAGAGCGGUUUGGCUCUCAGCCAGUCAGGUUGACAGGAUCUGGAGGAGACUGUGCUGGCAGGCUGGAGGUUCUCCAUAACGGCUCGUGGGGGACUGUGUGCGACGACUCCUGGGACAUGCAGGAUGCCCAGGUAGUGUGCAGACAGAUGCAGUGUGGCACAGCCCUCAGUGCUGAGGUCCCUGCAUCCGUUCCCCCAGGAGAUCUGCCCAUCUGGCUGAGCGAGGUGAACUGCACAGGAGAUGAGACGAGCCUGUGGGAGUGUCCCCCAGCAGAGUGGGGGCGGCACGACUGCUCGCACAAAGAGGAUGUGUGGGUCAUGUGCUCAGAGUUCAUUCAGCUGAGACAAAACACAGAGCGCCAUGGAACGUGUUCAGGUGUAAUAGAGGUGUACUACAACGCCACCUGGGGGAACAUAUGCUUCAGUGACAUGGAUAAAAGCACAGGCUCAGUCAUUUGCCAUCAGUUAGGCUGUGGACGUUAUAUGAAGACCCAUACAGAGACACCAACUAAAGCCCAGCAACUGAGCCCUCCACGGUGUAGGAAGCACGACACACACCUUGAGCAGUGCAGACCUUUUCAGUGGAGAACAGACUGCAGCACGGUUGCUGAUCUAGAGUGUAAAGACACAGGAACUGGAACAAACCCUCAUAUCAUACACAAAGAGUCAGUUAAGAAAUGCCCAGUGUCUCCAGAGCUGAGGCUGGUGGGGGGUCCCACUCGCUGCUCAGGGAGGGUGGAGGUGCUCCUGCAGGGAGAGUGGGGGACGGUGUGUGACGACUCCUGGGACAAGAGGGACGCCCAGGUGGUCUGCAGGCAGCUGGACUGUGGGGAGCCUGUGCGUGAAGGGGGGGAGCAGGGCUCAUUUGGAAAGGGGAACGGCCCCAUCUGGCUGGACGAGGUGAACUGCACAGGCCAUGAGCACCACCUGUGGGAGUGCUGCCGCGCCCCUCUGAAUCAGAGUGACUGCAUCCAUAAGGAGGACGCCUGGGUCACCUGCACAGAGCCUCCCACCACCCCUCCUCCAGUCACCUCUGGGAGAACCACCACCCCUCCAUGUGAGCCUGCAGGGCUUCCUGUCUCUCCAGCGGCUGCAGCCACUCUGGGGCUCCUGCUCCUGCUGCUGCUGGGCUCACUGGCGGUGCUGUUGGGGCAGAACAGGGCACUGAGGAGAGCUCUCUCUAAAAGGCAACACGUAGAGCUGAGUGAAGCUGUCUAUGAGGAGCUGGACCACAGACUGACCAAAGCCGGUUCCUCCAGAGGUCGUCAUAGAGGAUCAUACAAACUGGUACCCCCCACAUGCCACAAAGCUGGGUUUGGACGCCUCCAAUCUGACGCUGAAAAUUCCUGCUGCGUGUAG